AUGAAUUGUCCCUCGCGACCGGACAACAUUGAGGGUCAUCCAGAAUGGAAUCAGAAUCCCCAUGCGUUGAGCUCGGAUCAAACAACGAGGGCUGACCUCAAUGGAAUCGUCAACUUGCGGGAACAGCGAGAAAGCGAGUCAAGUCGAGAUAUCAAUGGCCACGACUCAAUACAGGACAUAGCAGCCAAUGAUCCAAAAUCGCCUUGGGAGGCCAAAGAAGCAACAGCGGUCAAGGUUGAUCCGAUGAAUCAGGAGGGCAAUGCGCCCUCCCCUGCCCCUCGGCCCCUUCAACAACCCUCUCCACGCCGAACGACGAACCUCAGCUCUCCUGCGGCUCUCAUGAACAAGGUCGUCAUUACGCUCAAAAAGUAUGCGAAAUUCGUGGGCCCAGGAUUCCUCGUCGCAGUCGCUUACAUCGACCCGGGAAACUAUGCCACCGACGUCGAGGCAGGCGCUGCCACGCGGUAUCGCCAUUUAUUCAUCAUUUUAAUGUCCAACUUGUUUGCCAUAUUUUUGCAGUCGCUCUGUAUCAAGCUCGGAAGUGUCACCGGCCUGGAUCUGGCCGAAAAUUGCCGGAAGCAUUUGCCCAAGUGGCUCACGAUCAUCUUGUAUUUGUUCGCUGAAGCAGCUAUUAUUGCCACAGAUAUAGCGGAAGUUAUUGGUUCGGCCAUUGCAUUGAAUCUUCUUCUGCACAUCCCCCUCGUUGCUGGCUGUGCCAUCACCUUGGUGGAUGUCUUACUCCUUCUUCUUUUCUACCGACCGGACGGCUCCAUUACCCGCCUGCGGUUGUUCGAAUACUUCAUCAUGGGUCUCGUACUGGGAGUGAUGGUCUGUUUCUGUGUCCAGCUCUCCUUCAUCAGAGAUUCCUCGCCGGGCGAGGUGUUCAAAGGCUACCUCCCCUCCUCCGCCAUUGUGGAGGCCAACGGGAUUUAUCUCUCUUGUGGGAUUAUCGGUGCCACUGUCAUGCCUCAUUCUAUCUUCCUUGGUUCAGGAGUUGUGCAGGCACGCUUGAAACACUUCGACGAGCAAAACGGUCACAUUACCCCUAGGGACGAAUCCGAUGUUGCAGAGGAAAAGUAUGUCCCGUCUAUUUACGCGAUUCAGGCUUGUCUCAAGUACUCUAUCGUGGAGCUCGCUACGUCGCUAUUCACCUUUGCUCUCUUCGUCAACUCCGCCAUCCUCAUUGUAUCUGGCGCGUCCCUGUACCCACGGACAGAGGCCACCGAGGCUGACCUGUUUGGGAUCCAUGACCUGCUUAGCAAGAACCUUUCCAAAGCAGCAGGGACCAUCUUUGCCCUUGCUCUUUUGCUUUCGGGCACCUCCGCAGGGAUCGUGUGCACCAUGGCCGGCCAGAUGGUGUCUGAAGGUAUGAUCAACUGGACUUUGAAGCCAUGGGUGCGGCGACUGGUCACCCGGUCCAUCAGUAUCACCCCCAGCAUCAUCAUUGCGGCUGCGGUGGGUAAGGAUGGCUUGAACCAAGCUCUCACUGCUAGCCAGGUGGUGCUUAGCGUCAUUUUGCCGUUUGUGACAGCACCAUUAGUCUGGUUCACAUGCCGGAGCAACAUCAUGUCGGUGCAUGAUGGCCAAGAGCUGGUCAAUAUGCGGAAUGGCUGGUUCACAACAGCGCUGGCCGUGAUCAUCUGGCUGGUGCUGGUGGUGAUGAACGUUGCGCUGCUGGUUCUGGUGGGCCUCGGAAAGGCAUAA
This is a messenger RNA of Capronia epimyces CBS 606.96, 1704 nucleotides long. Its product is annotated as manganese transporter. The record is from RefSeq and is a predicted model, not a curated record. The transcript has 2 exons. The coding region runs from base 1 to 1704 and encodes 567 amino acids. Gene Ontology annotation, biological process: intracellular manganese ion homeostasis; iron ion transport. Gene Ontology annotation, molecular function: manganese ion transmembrane transporter activity; cadmium ion transmembrane transporter activity. Lineage: Eukaryota; Fungi; Ascomycota; Eurotiomycetes; Chaetothyriales; Herpotrichiellaceae. Gene Ontology annotation, cellular component: membrane.